AAAAAUUCGUUGUUCGCGGCGGUUCAAACAGGGCGUUUGUGUACAAAGAAGAUUUAUACGCAUAUUGCUCCUAAUUUAGCAAACAUACGACAUUACCAAACGUUUAUUAGCCAUGACAGAAUUACUUUUUAAUUCGUUGUUGCAAGUUCGCGUGAAGUGCAAAGACUGCGAUGACAGGAAAACAGAUAUUCGAGUCACCGUUGAGCAGCAAUUGACAUUGCAUCCAGUCCACAAGCGGGAGCUUCUGGAGGAGAAGCAGUUGUUGGAACAGAGGUUUAAGAAGACCGAAGAUGACCUCUCUAGGCAGCUUAGCUACACACAACAGAACCUGUCUGAGAAGAGUACAGAGUUGGACAAACUGCGAUCCGAAUGGGCUUGUCAGACCACCUCACUCUCCAGUCGCCACACUCAAGACCUCACUGCAGAGAGGGAGAAGGCUCUGGAGACACAAACCAAGCUUUUGCAACAGAGUGAACAGCUGCGCAAGGACCUGGAGAGCACUCAUACGAGGAUCACACAGCAGCUACAAAACCAGCUGGCCGAGGCAGAAACCUCCAGCAGGGACCUAACCGAAAAGAGAUACAAGAAUGAGUCGACCAUCCGAGACCUGAAAUCCAAACUUGUGGGACUGGAAGACGAGUCGCAUCGGGCAAAGCAGCAGGUUCUGUCUCUGAGGAGGGAGAAUAGCACACUAGACACAGAGUGCCACGAGAAGGAGCGUCUCGUCAACCAGCUACAGAUGCGCGUGGCUGUGCUGGAGCAGGAGGUCAAAGACAAAGAACAGCUGAUGUUCCGCACCAAAGAGGUCCUUGAAGCCGCCCAGCUGCAGAGGGGCAGGGCGGAGGAAACUGGAGAAAGCAGGCAAGUCCAGAUAGGGAAACUGGAGAGCACCGUCAAAACCCUGUCGGAAGAGCUCAUGAAAGCCAACAGCAUCAUCAAGAAGCUGCAGGGGGAUGUCAGAGGCCUGGUAGAGAAGAUCAAAUUGAAGAACACGGUGACCGUGGCACAGGAGAAGGUGCUCCAGGAGACCACUGAAAAGCUGCACACGGCGGAGAGGGACCUGCUGGACAGUCAGCAGCAGCUCAAACACAAAAUGGAGGAGGCGCUGAGGCUGAAGGAGCAGUUGGAAACGACCAUUCAGAAACUAGAUCAGAGCAGGGAGGUGCUGAAAACCAACGAGAAUGUCAUCAACUGGCUGAAUAAGCAGCUGAACGAGAACCAGCUGGCCAGAAAGCCCGAAAGCCCUUCCGCGUUUCAGACCCCUCCAGCUGUCUCGGCUGCUGCAGGGGGACUAAGGAUGGGCAGCGCUCCUCACGGCUUUGUCCAGUUUAACCCCGCGUGUCCCAAACCUGUCCUGUCGCCAGUGGGCAUCCAAGAUGGCCGCCCCAGUGCACCACGUCCUAUGCAUCCCUCCAACAAGGAGAAUGGGGAGCCAGUUGGAUUGGAGUCCAAGUACUUUGAGAGGCGAGAAGACAGCAUCCCUCUCCAUGGACUGUUGGCUAAUUACAAUCCUCGAGAGGUCCCUAGGCCUCCACUGAAGCACUCUCUGUCCUCAGCUUAUUUCACUGGCUGAGACGUAAAUAGCAAAACUUUUGUUUACUCAACUACUCCUCUUUAAGUACAAAAGUGCUUUGCUUUGGGAGUUUGGACCCCCACUUUGAGUGUUUUUCAAUGUUUGUUGUCAUUUGUUAUACAUUAUUAUAUAUUAAAAUAUUGUAUUUUAAAGGUAUUCUGAUGAAGUACUGUUGUUCAUCUAAACCUUUGUGUUCUGUAUAGAUAACUCAAAUGGUUGUGCUAUAAUAAAAGGCAGAGUCCACAUUAUCAUUCCUUUUUGGUCGAUUUCUUAGUGUGUAAGUGUCAAGUUGAAGUCAGAAUAUCUUCUAAUGCUUGCAGGGAUUUGCCAACUGUUUACUCUGUGGAUUAUAACUACGAUUAUUGCCUUGAUAUUGUAUUAAAAUCCACAUGAACAAAUUUUGUUCUCCAUUUUUAUUUGCUAUUAUGUACUUGACAUUAGAUGAAAUAUUGUGAUAAAAUUAAGAUGGGAUUUUAUUUACUAAAUGUUGUUUGAUUAGUGAUGCCUUCUAGAAAGGAAUGAUGUAUCUCAGAGCAUUGACAUCUGUUAGGGGGACAUUUCCUCAACCCAUUCCAUUAACACUCCAUUUACAGACAGUUAAUGUAUUAAAGUCUAAAUGACCACAUGUCAAUCAGGAGAAAAUUUAUUAAACUGCACAAAAGCCUUGACUUUUCCACAAGUACACAAAAUCAUAAAUAUCCCAAAUCAAUAGUUUUACCCUUCCUACACAAAAUGUGAUUUGAAUCAUUG
This is a messenger RNA of Hypomesus transpacificus, 2323 nucleotides long. RefSeq names its product SAS-6 centriolar assembly protein (gene sass6). The transcript has 2 exons. The record is from RefSeq and is a predicted model, not a curated record. NCBI's taxonomy places the organism in Eukaryota, Metazoa, Chordata, Actinopteri, Osmeriformes, Osmeridae. The coding region runs from base 113 to 1573 and encodes 486 amino acids. Gene Ontology annotation, biological process: centriole replication. Gene Ontology annotation, cellular component: centriole; centrosome.